Molecule: messenger RNA, 1165 nt
Organism: Pectinophora gossypiella (pink bollworm)
Lineage: Eukaryota; Metazoa; Arthropoda; Insecta; Lepidoptera; Gelechiidae
Product: seminal metalloprotease 1-like
Exons: 7
Coding region: 45-1037 (330 amino acids)
Biological process (GO): proteolysis
Molecular function (GO): metalloendopeptidase activity; zinc ion binding
Source: RefSeq, a predicted model, not a curated record
AUAUAAGCCACUGUGUGGUUUUGCUGAUAGUAGGUAAACUCAGGAUGUUGCGGUUUCUAGUGUUCGGUUUUGUUGUGGCUCUGGCCGCUGCCACCCCUUCCCUGGUGAGGUCCAGGGAAGAGAUCGAAGCCUUCAGGUCUUUCCUGGAGAACACUAAGAGCAGCGAUGGCGAACACUUCCUGGCUCGUACCAGAACCGCUCCUCUGGCUAACCCUGAGGAGAUGAGCGGUCACUACGAGGGCGACAUCAUCCUCGAUGACUUUAUCAUCGAGAGCAUGCUGCAACAAUACGCCAUGGGCCGCAACGCUUACGUCUGGCCGAACACCAAGUGGCCCGAAGAUACUGUUGUCUGGGAGUUCGGAGAGGGAGAGUUCGGUCCUCUGCAGCAGCAAGCCAUCCUUGACGGCAUCGCUGAUAUCGAGAACCGGUCCUGCGUGAAGUUCCGUUACCGUGAGCCUGAAGAUACUGUCUUCGUCCGCGUUACCGGUGGAGCCGGCGGCUGCUACGCCCACGUGGGCUACUGGGAGUCCCGCGGGGUCCACACCCUGAACCUCGCCCGCAACACCCCCGGCCUGGGCUGCUUCCGGCACACCACCAUCGUUCACGAGUGGCUGCACAUCCUCGGCUUCCUCCACAUGCAGUCCACCUACAACAGGGACGACUACGUCAAGAUUGUUGAGGAGAAUCUUAUUCCUGGAACUGAACACAACUUCGCCAUCUACAGUUCGAACCUCGUGUCCAACUUGGGCGUCGAAUACGACUAUGUGAGCUGCAUGCACUAUGGACCCUACGCUUUCUCUGCCAACGGCGAGAAGACUAUCGUCGCACUGCAGGAGCACGAAGGUGAGAUGGGUCAGCGCAUAUUCGUCAGCGAAAAGGACUGGCUCCGUCUCCAGAGACACUACGAAUGCCCUGGAGCCUGGGACGAGAAGUCUGAGUCUGAGAGCAGCGAGAGCUCUGAGAGCAAAGAAAGCUCUGAGAGCAAAGAGGACUCUACGGAAUCCGGAAACCAGGGCUCAGAAAGCGAGGAGAAAUAGAUCAUUGACAGAUUUUUGAAGCUUCACACGUAUUUAUAAAUGCUUUCGCUAAUAAAUUUAAUCUGGUCACUUAAAUAAGGUCUGGUAAAAGAAAUACGAUUAUAUACUUACCUGAAACUUAAACCGAA